UUUAUCCCUUGACUGAUGAGGCAAUUGCAUUUAUUAGACUCGGUUUUAACUGGCUGUUUGUCAAGAAUCUCAGUUGAGAGUUGACUUCUUGGACACUCGUCGCUACUUCAGGAGGACUUGUUUGCUGUCUAACUAUCCCGGCUAGCGGUGGGCUGAUAUCAGAGAAGGACAACAUGAGCUAGGUGUUUCAACUGUAGCUCAGAUAGUAAAAGCUGCUACCUUCAGUGAGAGGACGAGAGACGCACCUGUCUGUAUGUGUCGCCGAUAGUUAACAUGUCGAAUCAGAUCCAGCCGGCUGUGCCGAUCCAACAGCAGCCUAAUCUAAACUCUUCUCCUUUCCCACCACAAUGUUUUGUGAAUACUCUAAACAACCCUCUUCAAAUCAAAAGGAAUGUUAUUACAGUCGAUUACAAUGUAACAAGUCAGGUGCUCGGGAUGGGGAUAAAUGGCAAAGUGUUGGAAAUAUUUCACAAAGAAAGUGGAGAAAAGUAUGCACUGAAGAUGCUGCAGGAUUGUCCGGAGGCCAGACGGGAGGUGGAGCUCCACUGGAGGGUGUCAACUUGUCACCACAUUGUACCCAUCAUAGAUGUUUACGAGAAUCUCUACCAUGGCAGGAAGUGCCUCCUCAUCGUGAUGGAAUGUAUGGAUGGAGGGGAAUUGUUUAGUCAUAUCCAGGACAGAGGGAAUGAUGCAUUUACAGAAAGAGAGGCCUCUGACAUCAUGAAGAGUAUAGGAGAAGCCAUCCAUUUCCUGCAUUUCAUCAACAUUGCACACAGAGACAUCAAGCCAGAGAACCUGCUGUACACCUCCAAAAGGCCAGACGCCUUCCUCAAGCUGACCGAUUUUGGGUUUGCCAAAGAAAUCACCACCUUAAACUCUCUGGCAACUCCAUGUUUUACCCCGUACUAUGUUGCUCCAGAGGUUCUGGGUCCAGAGAAGUAUGACAGAUCCUGUGACAUGUGGUCUCUGGGUGUCAUUAUGUAUAUUCUACUUUGUGGAUACCCUCCGUUUUUCUCGCAUCACGGUCUAGCAAUAUCCCCAGGAAUGAAAAGACGGAUUCGUACUGGAAAAUAUGAUUUCCCCAAACCAGAGUGGAGCGAUGUGUCUGAUGAAGCCAAACAGCUAAUUUGCCGCUUACUGAAAACUGAGCCUACCCAAAGAAUGAACAUCACCGAGUUCAUAAAUCAUCCCUGGAUAAAUCAGUCAGUGGAGGUCCCACAAACGCCUCUCCACACCAGCCGCGUGCUGCAUGAGGAGCAAGAUGUCUGGGAGAAGGUUAAGGAGGAAAUGACAAAUGCCCUGCAAACGAUGAGAGUGGACUAUGAUCAAUUUAAAAUCAAAACUAUUGAAGACUCGACUAAUCCUCUGCUCUUGAAGAGAAGAAAGAAAAGUAAAAAACCACCCACACAACCUCCAGGCUAGUGAUAGACAGAGACACACACACACACACACACACACACACACACACACACACACACACACACACACACACACACACACACACACACACACACACACACACACACACACACACACACACACACACACACACACACACACACACACACACACAGGAGUUCCUUGCCAAGUGGCUGUAAUGCCUUUAUAGUAUUUUUUUAGCAGAUUAAAUUCUUUCCUCAGUGGUUUUAUUUUGAAACGGGAGUGUCUCUAGGCCAUUUGCCAAAUGUGCUUAAGAACUUUUGAACUCUGUCCAUGCACUGAAAAGUAUGUAAAGUGUGUACACUAAGGGCUAUAAAUUCAUGCUCUCCUUAGAGGAAACCAACAUCUACAGUGUGUCUAAAGUUUUGUAUAUUAGGAGAGUUUUUAUAUUUUUGAUGUACAUAUUUUAGUGAACAUUGUUUGGUGUAAAUCUUUUGGUUAGUUUUCUUCUCUUAAGAAUUCCUGUUGUCAGUGUUUAAAACCAUUAAGACCGACUUUUGCUUUGAGGGUGUUGUUAGAGAUAGUUUGCCAGUGUCCUCCAUAUGUACCAUUUGAAUGGUUGUUACAAGAAACCACAACUUCUGUUUCAUAUACUGAUGUGAUGUUGGAAGCGUUUCUCCUUACAACGAUAAAGGACAUUUUUUUCCCCAUUUUGUGGUUGUGCAGGAUCUAAAACAUAUAAACCAUGUGUACAAAUAAUCAAUCUUGCUAUGACGGUGAUGAUAGCUUUGGAUUGACAAUACUGGGAUGCCAACACAUUCUUUUGUAGCAUUUUCUCCAAAGCAGUUAUAUAGAAAUUGUUGCAUGAGGUUUGUUGCGUGACGCAUAGGAAAAAUGGACGAAGCUAAACCUUCAGAGUUUAAUGAGAUUUACUGUGUAAAAGGUUUCUCAUCACUGUUAUAAUGUCUGUGUUUUACUUUAGAUUAAAUCUCUUAACGUUCUCUGUGGUUUUGCAUGUUGUUUUUUGGUUUUUGGUAACCUGUUCUACGAUAGCUUUUCAAAAAAGCAAUUUAUCUCGCUAGCAUAUUAACGCAUUUAAAGGGAAGUAGAAAGACAUUUUGUAAUGUCAUUUAAGACAUCUGACAAUUAGUUGGCAAUCUGCAUGAAGUUACAUUUUGUUCCAAUGGACACAAAGAACAUUUUAUGGCAGUUUAUCCAAUAGUGUACCAAAAAAUAUGUAGAGCCGGGAUGCUAUUGCUCAAAAUGAAAAUGAAAUUGGAAAUGAAUGGCAAAUGGACUAAAUUAUGUUAAGCUCCAAUAUUGUACUUAAGAUGGUUUCAUGCACAUAUGAUGCUUGAAACUCACCAAUUAAGUAGCAUGUUUUAAAACAGUACAGUUUGUAGUUAAAUUCAUACAUGACAAACAAUGUUUAUGUUUUACCUUAUGGUAAAGCGCACAACAGCAGAACACCUCAGAGAUGAUUGUUUAGUGUACAUGCUGUUAUUAUUGUGGCUUUGUUGGAUUUUCUGGCUGUAGUUGGAUAAAUGAAUGAAUGACGCCCAGUCAGAGUGUUUUGCAUUAAACAUGUUGCUUUAAUCACAAGACAAUUUUUUGUAUUUUUUUGCAUCCUGUUUUAAUUUUGACUGUCUUUGUGGCACAUUCAGAGAAUAACACACACAGCAAAUCUUUUUUUGCCUGAAUCAAAUUAUCAAUGACUUUACAAUGUGGAUAACAGGGGGAUUGAAUCAUAUAUCCAACAUCAGAUUUCAAAGGAACAUUGUUUUUCCUGCCAGAUAAUGAUAAUUUUGGUAUAUUUGUGAGGAAGAACCUUAUUAAUAGUUAAUUUGGGCACAGAUCAGAAUACAGGCAUCAUGUAAUAACUUGGGGAGAACAUACAUGUUUUAUGUUCUCAUUAAAAGGUUGUUUUUGGCCAAAGAAUGUGAUUUGAUUAAAAACCUGCCAACUAUUUUGUGCAAAGGGGUCCCAUAUGUGUAUCCUCAGGUCCCCUCUCCUCUCAUGUAAUGUUUUAGUAUUUGAAGUCUUUACAUGCUGAACGACUUUUAUUCAAAUAAACCUAUCGUC
Eleginops maclovinus (Patagonian blennie) is the source of this 3462-nucleotide messenger RNA. Its product is annotated as MAP kinase-activated protein kinase 2-like. The transcript is spliced from 10 exons. The record is from RefSeq and is a predicted model, not a curated record. NCBI's taxonomy places the organism in Eukaryota, Metazoa, Chordata, Actinopteri, Perciformes, Eleginopidae. Bases 274 to 1422 code for a protein of 382 amino acids. Gene Ontology annotation, biological process: peptidyl-serine phosphorylation; toll-like receptor signaling pathway; vascular endothelial growth factor receptor signaling pathway. Gene Ontology annotation, molecular function: calmodulin binding; ATP binding; mitogen-activated protein kinase binding. Gene Ontology annotation, cellular component: cytoplasm; nucleus.